Messenger RNA from Papaver somniferum (opium poppy), 1172 nucleotides. RefSeq lists its product as uncharacterized. Bases 124 to 1071 code for a protein of 315 amino acids. NCBI's taxonomy places the organism in Eukaryota, Viridiplantae, Streptophyta, Magnoliopsida, Ranunculales, Papaveraceae. The record is from RefSeq and is a predicted model, not a curated record. The transcript has 2 exons. Gene Ontology annotation, molecular function: folic acid binding; transferase activity.
AGGCUUUCCUUUUUGUUAAUUUAUGAUGAGGUUUAGAGUGGAAGUAGACUGAUCAAAAAUUGCUGUAAGCUUCAAACUUAAUUUCCAUUCAUAGCUAAUUUUCUUAUUAACUCUUUCAUUUCAAUGGAAAACAAGAAGAUGAUGAAGAAAACAACAGAUGAGCAGUCCAUGCUACUUGGCUGUAAGCUCUACAUAUCUGAAUCAAGAAACCUGGCUGCCCUUGACUCAAUCGAACGAGCAGCAGCACUGCACCAGGAGACCGUGAUAAUGGAGAAAUUUGAAGAUCGUGUGUAUAAUCGUGUUCGGUAUACUCUUGUGUCGUAUGUGAUUCAUGACAGUAGCACAGACAGUCCAAUCUAUAGCCCAUUGCAACAAACUGUCCUUGCUAUGGUUGAGGCUGCCUUCCAAGCCAUAAACCUAGAACAUCACUCUGGAGCGCACCCUACACUCGGUGUUGUUGACGAUAUCUGUUUUCAUCCCCUUGGCCGAGAAAAGUUGGAAGAAGCAGCUUGGCUUGCCAAAUUGGUAGCAAGAGAUGUAAGCAAUCAACUCCAAGUGCCAGUAUUUCUCUAUGAAGCAGCACACCCAACAGGCAAGACCCUCGACACCAUCCGUCGUGAUCUAGGGUAUUUCCGUCCAAAUUACAUGGGAAGCCAAUGGGCAGGAUGGGCAUUGCCAGAAGUUCUCAACGAGAAUCCUGAUGAGGGUCCAACUCAAGUACCUCGAGCUAGAGGCAUUGUAAUAAUUGGUGCAAGUCCAUGGGUUCGAACAUUCAAUGUGCCGAUCAUGUCUACGGAUGUAUCAAUGACGCGAAGAAUUUCUCGAAAAGUGAGUGCUCGGGGUGGUGGGCUUCCUACUGUCCAAGCUAUUGGUCUUGUUCAUGGCGAGGAUUCGACUGAGAUAGCGUGCUACCUCUUGGAACCAAACAGGGUCGGAGCUGAUCGUGUGCAGAACCAGAUUGGUCUUCUUGCUGCUGAGGAAGGAUUGGAUGUUGAGACGGGUUAUUUUACCGAUUAUUCACCAGAAAUGAUUCUUGAGAAGUAUAAGAAAUUAGUAUCCACAAAUCAAUAAUUAAGAAUAAAACUCAAGUACUUCACCUCAAACUCCGUAACCAUCCCUGAAAAUUAUGUAAAUUGUUAAAAUAAAGGAGUGUAAUGUUUGUGCGCAUCAUA